Molecule: messenger RNA, 6012 nt
Organism: Cynocephalus volans (Philippine flying lemur)
Lineage: Eukaryota; Metazoa; Chordata; Mammalia; Dermoptera; Cynocephalidae
Gene: COMMD7
Product: COMM domain containing 7
Exons: 9
Coding region: 70-759 (229 amino acids)
Biological process (GO): tumor necrosis factor-mediated signaling pathway; negative regulation of DNA-templated transcription
Molecular function (GO): NF-kappaB binding
Source: RefSeq, a predicted model, not a curated record
CGGCCAGGCCGGCGGCGGCGGCAGCGGAGGAAGCCGCGAGGACGGCAGCUGCGGGGCCUGGCGGACGCCAUGGGCCGCCUGCACUGCACGCAGGACCCCGUGCCCGAGGCCGUGGGCGGCGACAUGCAGCAGCUGAACCAGCUGGGCGCGCAGCAGUUCUCAGCCCUCACAGAAGUGCUUUUCCACUUCCUAACAGAGCCAAAAGAGGUGGAAAGGUUUCUGGCUCAGCUUUCUGAAUUUGCCACCACCAAUCAGAUCAGUCUUGGCCCCCUCAGAAGCAUCGUGAAAAGCCUCCUCCUGGUUCCAAAUGGUGCCUUGAAGAAGGGUCUCACAGCCGAGCAGGUCCGAGCGGAUUUCAUAACUCUGGGUCUUAGUGAGGAGAAAGCCACUUACUUUUCUGAAAAGUGGAAGCAGAAUGCCCCCACCCUUGCUCGAUGGGCCAUAGGUCAGACUUUGAUGAUUAACCAGCUUAUAGAUAUGGAGUGGAAAUUUGGAGUGACAUCUGGGAGCAGCGAAUUAGAGAAAGUGGGGAGUAUUUUUUUACAAUUGAAGUUGGUGGUUAAGAAAGGAAGUCAGACUGAAAAUGUGUAUAUAGCUUCCUGCACGAGAUGGAGCGCGUUAGAACCAGCAUGGAGUGUUUCAGCUGAUUCCUGUCCCCUGCAGCUCCGCCUCCCCUGGGUGCUGCUCCCAGAGGUGCCUCCCUCACAGGCUGUGGAUGCUCCAUUUGGCCCUGCUCAUGUCUUGGGAGCCCGUGUGUGAACGGCUUAUGAAAAACAACAGGAUUAAGUACUUAAAUUACCUUGUAAACUCCUUUUAAGGGAACCUCUACCACCCAUCUCCCAGGGUAUUCUGACAGGCCAUUGCAGCUCAGAUUCAGGGGAGAAAAUAAGUUGUCACUUCCCCAUCAAAGUUCCAGAGUAAACAAAUGGUGCCAUCACCCAAGAUAACAUGCUGAUCGGCCUCCCCCCCAAAAAGGGAGAGCUUGUUUAUGGCUGAGAAAGAGAUGGAGCCCUAUGACACAGGUGGAGAGCCCCCAACAAUUUCUACACACCCCGUGUCUGUGUGUCUGUGUAGGUGGGGUACUGCCCGUCAGUUGUUAAUGAGGCACCCCUGUUUAACUCCGUGCUGGCUCUUCUCUGAAAGGAACUGAGGCUAACCCCUGUCCCCACGUCUGGUUGUGCCCUGGGAUAUUGUUCUGAGGCAGACCUUUUGAGGCUCUCUUAGCUUGUUUUAGUUCAAGUUGACCACCUCUGUUGGUUAGAUGAAGAAUAAAAAAGGUUCUGAAGAAAAGGUCUGGUCCAGUUGUUUUGCAGCGUGGAUUGAAGAGUCAUCUGCACUACUGACCUCCAAAAAAAAGAAAAAAUUUUAAAAAGUCAUCUGCCUUGCUGAGAGCUACUGCUGCUCUUUUUUUUUUUUUGACUGGCCAGUAAGGGGAUCCAAGCCCUUGACCUUGGUGUUAUCAACACCACGCUCUAACCAAUAGUGCUGCUUUUAUCUUCAAAUUGUCUUCCUGGUUUUGGCAAAGGCCCUGGGUCUGCAGUGAAAUUAGCUGUGGUCCAAACUUUUCCUCCUCUUCCUACUUCUCCCCUCCCCCUCAGAAGUUUUGUAAAGUUUUGAAUAGAUAACACAUGCCCCUGAUUCAAAUGACUGUGUAAAUUAAUUCCCUUUCCCUCCCCCCAAUUCCCCAGUUACCUAGUUCUCCUCCCCAGAGGCAACCACUGUUAUUAGUUUAUCUGUGUUCUGGAGAUAUUUCCUGCAUUUGCAAAUAUAUGUGCAUAUAGUUUGACUUUUCUUCCUACACAGAUGAUACCACACUGUACACACCAUCCUGCACCUUGCCUUUUUCCACUUAACUUGGAAAUUGUUCCGCAUCAGAGAGCCGCCUCAUCCUUUGUAACAAAUGCACCAUGUUUCUUCAAAAGGAGGAUUUAUUUCACCAGUUUCCUGCUGAUGGGCAUUUCUGUUCUUUCCAUUCUUUUUUUUCUUAUAAGCAAUGUUACAACUAAAUAUUCAUGUGUAUAUGUCAUUUUGCACAUAUGAAAGUAUAUUUAUAGGGUAAAGAGAUAGAUGUGGAAUUGCUGGGUCAUGGAAUAUGUGCAUUUAUCAAACAGUAUAAAAAGGAAUAAAGCGGGCCGGCCCGUGGCUCACUUGGGAGAGUGUGGUGCAGAUAACACCAAGGCCACGAGUUCGGAUCCCUAUAUAGGGAUGGCCGGUUAGCUCACUUGGGAGAGCGUGGUGCUGACAACACCAAGUCAAGGGUUAAGAUCCCUUUACCAGUCAUCUUUUAAAAAAAAAAAAAAAAAGGAAUAAAGCAAACAGGUCCUGUCAUCCCUGUCUCCCAUUUUCUCAGUUCCUACUACCCUCUUCCAACAGGUAACUCCUGUUAUUAGUUUCUUAGGUAUCCGUCCAGAGGGGUUUUUUUUCCACAUAUAAGCAGUAGUAAUUUGUAUUUUUAUACUCUUGUUUAUACAGAUGAUUGCACACCAUACAUACUGUUCUUAAUAUAUGUUGGAGAUCUUUCCAUAUCAGUAUAUAAAGCAUCUGUAUUCCUUUCUGUGGCUUUAACAUAUUCUGAUAUGGAUGGAUCAUAACCAGCAUUUGCAAUUCUGAUAAAUAGUGCCAGUAGUUAUCAGGGUCCUCCAGAAAAAGAACCAACAGGUACGUGUGUGUGUGUAUAUAUUAUACAGAUGAAUAUAUGUGUAUAUAUUAUAUAAAUGUGUAUGUGUGUGUGUAUAUAUAUCUCAAAUAUAGAGAGAAAGACUUAUUUGAAAGGAUUGGCUCACACGGUUGUGGAGGCCGGGUAAGUCUGCAGAGUAGACCAAUAGGCUGGAGACCCAGGAAAGAGUUGCAGUUCAAGUCCAAAGGCUGUCUGUGGCGGAAUUCCUUCUUACCUAGAGAAGGUCAGUCUUUGUUCUGUUAAGGCCUUCAACUGAUUGUAUGAGGCCCACUCACAUUUUUUUUUUUCUGCAGCUGGCCAGUAUGGGGAUCCAAACCCUUGACCUUCGUGUUAACACCAUGCUCCAACCAAGUGAGCUAUCCGGCCAGCCAUGGUCAACUCAGAUUAUGAAGUAGAAUCUGCUAUACUCAAAAGUCAACCAAUUUAAAUGUUAAUCUCAUCCAAAAAACACCUUCACAGAAACAUCCAGAAUAAUGUUUGGCCAACUAUCUGGGCACCAUGCUCCAGCCAAGUAGACAAAAAAUUAACCCUCCCAGUUCUGUAAGGACCUCUACAGAGAUUGUUCCAGUUUAUGCUUCCAUCAGCAAGAUUGUUGUCCACAAGUCCCAAAGAAAAGUAAAUGGGUUCAUGAGGAUUGUGAGAGCCUCAUGUUCCUGAGACCAUGAGAAUCUAAUUUAAAGAGAUAUCACAUAAUGUCAGAACAGGAAGGUACCUAAAAUACAAUCUAAUUAAAUCGAUUCAUAUUGGAGAUGGAGAAACUGAGGCCUAGAGAUUGAAACUGGUCAGUGGCCAGUGGUCAAACAGUGCUGCCUUGUGAUUCAUAGGGUCCUACUUGAUUCAUAAAUGGGAUCCUGGGCCGGCCGGUUCCCAGUUGGUUAGAGCACAGUGGUAUAACACCAAGGUCAAGGGUUCAGAUCCCUGUACCAGCCAGCUGACAAAAAAUGGGAUCCUGAGAGACUUGAAGGGGAUCACUUGACAUGCCAAACCAUCCAGUGCUGGUCCCGGUCAGGGUGCUCAGUAAGCACCUGGCUGGCCACUGGACAGAUUCUGACCAACGAGCUCCUUGUCCUGCCCAGUUCUGGCUCUUCUGCUCCACCUGGACCACAGCAGUAGCUUCCUGAGGGCCCCACAUGAGUCUUCAUUCAGCCUCAAAGCUUCUCCGAUCCAGCCUGUUUCCUGUGUGAACAUUCUUAUGGGCAUAUCUCAUGUCAGCCAAUAGAUCCAAAUCCUCCUUGCUCUGCCUGGUGUCCAGGGUAAAGUCCAAAUUCCUCAGCACGUUCAACCCAAGCGUCUGGCCCUGCUCUACCUACCUCUUCCAACCCUCCACCUCCUUUGCCUCCUGGCAGGCAUCCUGUACUGGUUCUUCCAGACUGUUUAUAGCUUUCAAGCCACGAGGCCAUCUGCUUUUUGUCCCUUUGGGCCUGCAGCACUUCCCCACACUUCUGAGUGCCUCCUCUGACAGCCCUGGGCCAUAAUAAGCAACCCAUGGGCCUUCAUACCUGUACCGGGGCCAGGAGUGCAGGCUCUGGAGUCAGACUGCUUGUGUUCCAAUCCUGGCCUCUCUGCUUACCACCUGUGGGAUUUCUGACAAACUCCUUCACCUCUCAGAACCUUAGUUUCCCCAAUUGUAAAAUGGGUAUAGUUGUCACUUCACAGGGUUAUUGGGGGGUCACUUAGCACAAUGCUUGCUCAACUGUUGAGCAACUUAUUAUCAAAUUACUACAAUUGUCUGUUUCCAGGGUUCUCUUCCCCACUAGCCGGUGAGCUUCUUGACAAGAGGCAUGUUUUCAGCUCAAUAACCCAAGCACUUAGCAUCAGUCCUCCUCCACACCCCCACCUUGUAACAGGUCCUGUCCUUUGUUAAAAUGAAAUGAGUCUGAGCGUAGCUCCUCCAUGACAGGACUGUUUACAAACCUGCCUGGCUUUGGAAAAAGAGAUCCAGGGAAAUUGUUUUGAUUGUUGGUCAAUUUUAACAUAGGUCAUAGGUCUGUAGUGUAAGGUGGCCAGGCUGGGCACCCAUCUUCCAAGAGCAGUUAAACACCUUGCUCCCUGAUUCCACAAACAUUCUUGGAGCACCUCCUAUGGGCAAGGGCUUGGCUGGGCCCUGUGGGAGUAGGUAAUAAGUUAUGUAUACAGAUAACUGACAAUUUGUCUUUUCUAUGGAAGAGUAGACUAUGUCCCCACUCCCAUUUGCGAUAGGUCAGAGACCAUUAUGAACUCCGGGAACUGCUCCAGUCCUUUGUUGUAUUGGAAUUUUGUCACGAAUAUCAUCUAUUGAAUAAGGGGCAUUGAUCAGGACCUGAAGACUAUAGGGCAGGGACUUCACCUCAGCGCUGGGGGAUUUGAGCAGGAUCUUCCUUACUGUUAGCAUUUCUUCUCUGCAUCGAUUCACUCUUGUUCCUAUCCUGUUUAGAAAUCUGCUCUCAGUUAACCUAGUCUUUGGCUACAAGUUUAUUCUUAUUUUCUUUUGGAGUUUAGUGUUCAUUAAGAUAGAUGGUAAUGGUCAGGCCGAGAGAAGAUGACCCAGAAAUACCUGUAUUCUUUCCCUAGAGGAAAAAGGACUGUUCUGGCUGCGGGGGCGAGGCAGGGGGUGGGGGGUGGUAGGCAUUUGGUGUUCAGUUCUGACAUUUUUUUUAAAAAGCUGCUGAUGGCAAGGAAAAUCCCCAAAUAGUAGUUGGCUGCUCGCUGCUCCUCCUCAACCGAUAUUUUCCUAGAAGAUGUUUGGUCUUUUCCGGAUUGCAUUAUUUCACAUAUUUUAUAUUUCACAGAGGUAUUUGAGAAUUUCUGUGACAAGUGCUACUGAUAAUGGCUAAUGAUACCUUAAAUUUGGACAUAGUUUUGUUAUUUAUGUUUUUGGAGGGUGCUUAAGUUUAUUAAGGCAUAAUUUACAUAUCGUAAACUUCACCCUUUUUGAGAGUACAGUUUGAGGACUUUUGGUAAAGUAUACAGUUGUGUAACCACUACCACAAUCAACAUAUCGACUAUUUCCAUCACGCCAAAAAGUUCCCUCAUGAGUCUUUAUGGUCACUCCCCUCCCCUCAUCCUCAGUCCUGAUUUCUGAACCACUGACCUGAUUUCUGCACCCACCACUUUGCUUUUCUGUGAUGUCAUAUGAAUGGAAUCAUUCAGUGUGUAGCCUUUUGUCCCUAGCUUCUUGCACUUAGCCUAUAAGUUUUUCAGAUUCAUCAGUGUUACUAAUGCAUCAGUAAUUAUUUCCUUUUUAUGGCUGGCUUGUAUCCCAUAAUAUGGAUACAUCCCAGUUUUUAAAAUCUGUUUAUUGAUAUAAAUGACCUCUGUGCUACUGAUGGAAUAAAUCAUUUCCUGCUUUGGCGGUU